Nothoprocta perdicaria is the source of this 2843-nucleotide messenger RNA. It is a transcript of the gene RAP2C, whose product is annotated as RAP2C, member of RAS oncogene family. Gene Ontology annotation, cellular component: plasma membrane. The transcript has 3 exons. The coding region runs from base 204 to 755 and encodes 183 amino acids. Lineage: Eukaryota; Metazoa; Chordata; Aves; Tinamiformes; Tinamidae. Gene Ontology annotation, biological process: negative regulation of cell migration; Rap protein signal transduction. The record is from RefSeq and is a predicted model, not a curated record. Gene Ontology annotation, molecular function: GTP binding; GTPase activity; GDP binding.
GCCGGGCGGUUCCCGCGGCGGGAUGGAGUGAGCGGCGGCGCGGAGCGGAGCGGAACCGGGCGGCGCGGCGCGGAGCGGGGCCCGGGCGGCUUCUGCGAGCCCUGCCGGGAGGCAGCGGCGGGCGCCUCGUCCUUCCCGCCGGGGCUAUGCGAGGGCCGCGCCGCCGCCUGCGCUAGGCCCGGCGCGGCCGCGGGGCCUCCCUCAUGCGGGAGUACAAGGUGGUGGUGCUGGGCUCGGGCGGCGUGGGCAAGUCCGCCCUCACCGUGCAGUUCGUGACGGGCACCUUCAUCGAGAAGUAUGACCCCACCAUCGAGGACUUCUACCGCAAGGAGAUCGAGGUGGACUCGUCGCCCUCCGUGCUCGAGAUCCUCGACACGGCCGGCACGGAGCAGUUCGCCUCCAUGCGCGACCUCUACAUCAAGAACGGCCAGGGCUUCAUCCUCGUCUACAGCCUCGUCAACCAGCAGAGCUUCCAGGACAUCAAGCCAAUGAGGGACCAGAUUGUUCGGGUGAAGAGAUACGAGAAAGUCCCUCUGAUCCUAGUGGGGAAUAAAGUGGAUCUGGAGUCGGAGAGGGAGGUCCUGUCCGCGGAAGGCAGAGCCCUGGCGCAGGAAUGGGGCUGCCCCUUCAUGGAGACAUCGGCCAAGAGCAAAACGAUGGUGGAUGAACUGUUUGCUGAGAUCGUCCGACAAAUGAACUAUGCCUCCCUGCCUGAAAAACAAGAUCAGUGUUGUACAACUUGCAUCGUCCAGUGAGAAAAAUUAAGAAAAACCUCAGUCAUGGCCAUACAGAGCAGAUAAAACUCAGAGGAAACUUGCACAGAUGCUGCUUUGGAGAACUUUCAGCCCAGGUUGCAGAGCUGAGCCUUGGUAAACCUGUCUCUAUUACAGCACAUUGCCAUACAUCUAAGUGCAUAAGGUUGGUGGCCUCCAGGAUCCACACACCUUGACCAGAAUGCUUAGCAUGUUUACCAUAAGUUUAAGAAAUCUGUUCUUUACCUAUCAGUCCUUUUAUAGCUUUCUAAGUUCAUAUAAUGGCUAAUAUGCAAGAGUUCAUUUUUUUAAUAUUUUAAUUGAUUUCUUUAAUCAAUUUCUGAACUUGUAUUUAUUAAAUACUUAAACUCAGUAUUACCUACUCAAUGCCUUUUAAAAGAAGAGAGUUUUAAUGGAGAAUAAAUUGAGCCUUAAACAAAUGGUUACUUCUGUAUAUUACCUCGCAUCAGUGCUUAUUUCUCUUAGCAAAUUUUUCUCCUACAAGAUAGAUGGUCAUUCUUUGAGACGUUUUGUUUACGUGUGACAGUGUCAUGAAAAGAUACUGAAGGCACCUCAGUUGUAUGGAUGUAGUAUCCCUUUUCUUGGCAAAUGCAGCUGUGACAGUGUGUAACUGGUCUGAUUUGGUGAUUUUUGAUAAUUGAGAUGACUUGGAAUGGGAUGCAAAGUCUCCAGCUGAUUUUUUUUUUUUUCUUGCAAUCAUGGGUUUCUUAAGCCCAUUGAAUCAAAAAUGACAAUUGUAGCAUUGCAGUAUGGCAGCACGCUCUUCCUUCUACUGAGUUCCUAAACGUGUGUGUUUACAAAUAGYUUCUCUCUGCCUUUGAAAAGGGAUAAUGUAUCCUCCCAAACGGGCUGCCUGCCUGAUCAGAGUUAGCUCAGCUUUGCCUGGCACAUUAAGUGACAUCUAGUGGACCUCUGCACAUGUAAAUCUAAUGCAAAUAAGAUCACUUUACAUUUUAGACUUCCUAAUAUUUGUCUUUCUGAAUAAUGUUUUAAAGCAAUAUUUGUUAAUUUUUUUCCUUGCACUGUCACAAAUUGCUUUUUAGAUUUUUUUUCCCAAUAAACAAGUUUAAUGUUAGAGACAAGUUGGUGUAAUGAGGGGAAAGCACCAGGUUUCAGUGAUACUAACUGCAAGCGUGCUUUAAACAGCCAUUGCCUUCCGUAUUGUUUACCUGAUCAACAUAUUUUCUCUGAAUACUUGAAAACUUUAACAAUAACACAGGUAUAAAGAGCUGAAUGAAAAUGUACAAAGAGCAGACGAAAUCUUUUUGUUCAGUUUUAUUAACAUGUUGCAUACAUGAGAGCUUUUUCUAGCAGUGGUUUAAAAUGUGUGCUUUUAUUUUGCAGAAGUUUAACUGCAGCUCACCUACUGCACCAAAGUUCUAGGUUUUUAGGAGCCCAGCUUUAGUCAUUUGAACAUGCUUCUAGAAAUGUACAUUUUUUUUUUCCUUGGAAUAGCUAAAUAACUUUGAGAAAAGCUCUAGUAAAAGCAGUGAUGGAUAUAUGAGGUUAAGCAGUUUCAAACUCACUAAAUGUAUUGUGGAUGAUGGCGUUGAAAACAAUAAAAGAUCUCCGGUACAGUAUCRCAACAUUAAUGUGUUUUAUUGGUAAUAAUUCAGGCUGACUUUACAGUAUUGAGCGGAUAUAGAGAUUCUGGCUCUAGAUUCAGUGUUGAAUUUGAAUUUUGAAGUGAGGAGAACACCAAGUUUUCUGCUUGGGUAUCAAAACAUCUGACUUUCCUGUGGGGUUACUUGAAACAAUUUUUUGGAUGUGUUCUUCUGUUGUUGUUGUUUUUGGUUUUCCCCCCUGUUUGUGCAAAUUUUAUAACCAGGCUGAGGCUAAUAUUUAGGUUUGCACUUUAAUAUCAGAAUUAAACCAAACCCUGUUUUUGAACUAGCUUUUUAAGUGGUAUUGAUCUUUUUUCGUAGGUUGUAAGGAAGUAAUAGGAAAUACAAGUAAUCCAUAAAGAUCUUUAGCUUUCCUUUUUCUAAGGGGGGGAAAAAGUUGGUUAAUAUUAAUUGGUGGUUCAUUCCUAUGGGUAGUUAUCAAACCAGUGUUCAUUUUCAUUGACCU